GGGGACUCGGGCGAUAAAAACGGGCGCCGGGGCCCGCGCGCGCCGCCGCCGCUGCCGUUGACCUUCGGUUCUCCUGCCGGGCCGGAUCCCGCCUUCCCUCUGCCAUGGCGCCCAGGAAGUUCUUCGUGGGGGGCAACUGGAAGAUGAACGGCGACAAGAAGAGCCUGGGCGAGCUCAUCCAGACGCUGAACGGCGCCAAGCUCUCGGCUGACACCGAGGUGGUUUGUGGAGCCCCCUCCAUCUACCUCGACUUUGCCCGUCAGAAGCUUGAUGCAAAGAUUGGAGUUGCAGCACAGAACUGUUACAAGGUACCAAAGGGUGCUUUCACAGGAGAGAUCAGCCCAGCAAUGAUCAAAGAUAUUGGAGCUACAUGGGUGAUCCUGGGCCAUUCAGAGCGAAGGCAUGUUUUUGGAGAGUCUGAUGAGUUGAUUGGGCAGAAGGUGGCUCAUGCUCUAGCUGAGGGCCUUGGAGUCAUUGCCUGCAUCGGAGAGAAGCUGGAUGAGAGAGAAGCUGGCAUAACGGAGAAGGUGGUUUUUGAACAGACCAAGGCCAUUUCUGAUAAUGUGAAGGACUGGAGUAAAGUGGUCCUUGCCUAUGAACCAGUCUGGGCUAUUGGAACUGGUAAAACUGCAACUCCCCAACAGGCUCAGGAGGUUCAUGAGAAGCUGAGGGGGUGGCUGAAAAGCCACGUGUCUGAUGCUGUUUCUCAGUCAACUAGGAUCAUCUACGGAGGUUCGGUCACGGGCAGCAACUGUAAGGAGCUGGCCUCUCAGCAUGAUGUGGACGGCUUCCUUGUUGGUGGAGCUUCUCUCAAGCCAGAGUUUGUGGAUAUUAUCAAUGCCAAACACUGAAGCAGCCUGUGAGGAACAGUCCCUUGUGGUUAAGAGCAAGAAACGGAUGUAAGAAGGGACCUUUCAUUGCACAUGUCUCAGUACAGAGGCCUCCUCUGAGGCUUUUUCUGCUCCACGGUCAUUGUUCUAGCUGUGCUGCUAACCCACCCCACCGUGCUGGAAUCCUGUUAGUGGGAGCCUGUCUCUGCAGUCUUGACAGCCUCCUCUCUGAAUUGGCAAAAUCCUCGGGUGCCUGUUGACCUGGAAGAGCCCAUAGUCAACCCGGCCAGUGCCUCCCCCUUUCUCUGCAGCACUGCAGGGAGAGGGGGCCACUGGUGCGGUGGGAAGGAAAAAGGAACCACAGUCUCUUGCAUCCUUCAGCUCCAUCAGCAAGGAGCCUGUCAGCUUAGACCCUUGUGAGAUGUCUUGCCUCAUCCGUGUCCUGUACUGAACAAUAAAUGAAAACAAGAAAAAAGCAAA
This is a messenger RNA of Tyto alba (common barn owl), 1310 nucleotides long. RefSeq names its product triosephosphate isomerase 1 (gene TPI1). Gene Ontology annotation, cellular component: cytosol. The transcript is spliced from 7 exons. The record is from RefSeq and is a predicted model, not a curated record. Gene Ontology annotation, molecular function: triose-phosphate isomerase activity. The coding region runs from base 105 to 851 and encodes 248 amino acids. NCBI's taxonomy places the organism in Eukaryota, Metazoa, Chordata, Aves, Strigiformes, Tytonidae. Gene Ontology annotation, biological process: glycolytic process; glycerol catabolic process; gluconeogenesis.